AUGCGUCGCGGCGAUCACUUGGCGGCAAUCAAAGCAUUCCCGCAGUGGUGUGCUUACAAUGACGCCCAAUUGCUUGAUAUAGUCUUGGCCACAGACAGCGAGAGAGGCAAUCACUUUAGACCAACUAGAGACCUUGGCACUGAUGAGGGCAAUGAAGAACCGCCAUUGCUCCUUACGGUACCAAAGGAUAUGGUCCUCUCGGCCGAGGCUAUUCAGCAAUACGCAAAAGUUGACAAGAACUUUCGUGACAUCUACGAUGCAGCUGGUCAUCAGUCACAUCGUAUGGAUACUCUAUUGUUUCUGCUGUUGCAGUACAUCUAUUCCUCUCCGGACUUCCAGGGACAUAAGGGCGGCGCCUCUUCUUGGACAUGGUACUUUGAUGUCUUGCCGUCUCGCAUUCCUGUGCCGACCAUGUGGUCGGAUGAACAAUUGAUCUACCUUCGAGGAACAUCUCUUGAGGAUGCGGUACCUGCAAAGCUGCAGGCUUUGGGAAGAGAAUUUGAUCUUGUCCGUACCGAGACUGAGAAGAUCCCAUUUUGGCGGGAGUUUGUGCAUGACAAGGAAAUCAUCACAGCGGGUGACUGGAUUUACCUCGAUGCCCUGUAUCGAUCACGUACACUGGAGCUUCCCAGAUCGGGAGAAUCCAUGGUCCCGAUUUUAGACAUGGUCAAUCACUCAGCGGAUGCCAAUGCUUAUUUCGACGAGACUGAAGAUGGUGAAGUCAGGCUUCACAUCAGGAGGGGCCAUUCCAUCCGGGCGUCCUUGCCCGAGUACUCGCUUACUGGUGGUGGUGACGAGAUUACAAUUGAUUAUGGCCAGGGCAAGUCUGCAGCAGAGAUGCUAUUCAGCUAUGGGUUCAUCGAGCCGGGGACCUCAGCAAAGAGCCUCAUGCUUCAGCUCGAAGCCAUGGACGAUGAUCCCCUUGCCAAGGCCAAGUUGCUCCUAUAUCAUAACCAUGAAGGAGCACCACGACUGAAGAUCGAGGAUUCGGAUGACGGCGUCCCAACUUGGAGCGCGCCAUUUGUUUAUCUCAUGUGCUUGAAUGAAGACGAUGGGAUAGAGUUUCGGGUUCUUCAGACAGUCGACGGGGAUCGUCAGCUCAAGCUCUUCUGGCAGGACGAAGACGUGACAGCCAAGGUUGCCGACUUUGAAAGCCUUAUACAGGGACAUGAGUUGGAGCCCAUCUUUCGUCUACGGGCCACAAUGGUCAUUCUAUCCCUACUAGGUGCACAAAUGGAAAACUUGACAGCUCCUAUAGAUUAUGCGAUGGAACAGAGCGAUCCAGGGUCUUUUUCCCCCACUGCAAGCAUCCUGCAGCUACGCGGAGCCGAGCUUGAUCUCCUGUCGAGGACAUUGGCCGUGCUGGAGGAGCAGAGAGACGGACUUGUGGAAAAUGAUAGGGUCAAGGCCUAUCUCGGAUCGAUGGAAGCAUCCCCAAAUGAGGAGGUGCCUGGCCAGCCUACCAAUAACGAGGACGAUUUCAGCUAG
Pestalotiopsis fici W106-1 is the source of this 1488-nucleotide messenger RNA. RefSeq lists its product as uncharacterized. Gene Ontology annotation, biological process: peptidyl-lysine monomethylation. Gene Ontology annotation, molecular function: protein-lysine N-methyltransferase activity; protein binding. Gene Ontology annotation, cellular component: nucleus. NCBI's taxonomy places the organism in Eukaryota, Fungi, Ascomycota, Sordariomycetes, Amphisphaeriales, Sporocadaceae. The record is from RefSeq and is a predicted model, not a curated record. Bases 1 to 1488 code for a protein of 495 amino acids. The transcript has 4 exons.